This is a messenger RNA of Dermacentor andersoni, 1570 nucleotides long. RefSeq lists its product as uncharacterized. The record is from RefSeq and is a predicted model, not a curated record. NCBI's taxonomy places the organism in Eukaryota, Metazoa, Arthropoda, Arachnida, Ixodida, Ixodidae.
GGUAGGCCUGGCAAUCGGCGUGGGAUGGGCCACUGAAUCGCUUCCGGUUGGUGCAACUGAAGUGGAUCGCAAGGAUCACGCAAUCAAAAGACAUGUCACUGUCGAUACACCAACCACGUCAUCGAGGCCUCUGGUUACGAGCUCUGCCGAAGCACAAGUCAGACCUGAAGCAUCGGGAAGCGCACCCCUGGAUACGGGACCUCAUGGCAUCCACAGAGAUUUGCUGCCUUUUCCGAUAGACAGGCCAAACCAUGAAUCACUCGUGUUUAUACCGAGCCCCAUGUACAGACCUUUCGCAGUACCUUUCCACAUGCCUCUAUCUUACCAUCCAAUGCCACCCUUCUCUCUGACUGUGCCAUAUGUGAUACACAGGCACCCAAUUCUUGGUGCCGGCAACGCGGGAUACCCAUUUGAGAUACUACACGCCGCAGCACCCUUUAUACCGGCGCUCUCCUAUCUUCCUCCGCUGCCGCCGCCUCCUCCGGGUUAUCCGCCGUUGCCGCCCCUACCUGGCCGUCCUGGGAGACUUCCGCCGCCCCCUCAGGUUCCGAAGCCACCGCAGCCGCCCGGCCUUCCGAAGCCUCAAGUACCGCCCCCUCGGAGACCUCAGAUUCCUCCCAGGCGGCCUUCACCGCCCAGGCAACCGCCAAAGUUGCCGUUGCCAAAGCCUUCCCCUCCCGUCAGGCCAGCACCACCGAAGCGGCCCGCACCACCCCAGAGAAAGCAACCGCAGCCACUACCGGUUCCCAAACCACUGCCAGCGCCUAAGCCAGUGCCCAGGCCUCCGACUCAUCCCAAGCCACCGAAGCCUGAGAGAAAGCCGGAGCCCGAAACGGGACCAGUCCCCUUGCCAGAGGACGAGGAGGACACCGAGAUCGCCGACCCAAUAUCCGACCCACCUGUGCUCUCCGAAGAGAAUGCCCCUGGGCGCGAAGAAUUUUCUAGUUACUACGAACCCGAGGCGCCUUUAGGCCAGGUUGCUGCGGAAGAAGUCGCCGACGCUGCCAGUACUACAGCAGGCGAUAUUAUCAGCCCUAAUGGUGCAACCGAUUUGAAGUCGCAGCCGGGGUCCACUGUUUACGAUAGCCAUGUCGUGGAAGUUUGACGACCGCAGGCUGAACAUUGUGUCGUGCAGUUUAUCGAUUCCUUCACUCUGCGUCUGAGUUGCGUUAUUCAAAAAUGCAUUCAUUUGUCGUAUAUGCUAACAGCAUUGAUUUCGCUUUCCUAGUAACGAGGAUUCGCUUUUAUUUUUCAUUAUAAAACGCGUAUUUAUUUGUAUUCACGCGGUACCUCACUUCGUGUUGAGCCAUGAGCGCCAGAAUUGGUCGUUCUCGUUGCGCCUUCAGUGCGUGUUGCAAUGCCGAAAUAACUACAGUAACUCUAUUGAAAAGCAGUUAUCGUAUUGCAUCUACAUGCUUGAGCUCUUUUUUUCAGUAAGCGCAUGUUCGAAUGUUAUUGAGUGUGAGAGCUUGUAGUCUUUUUUUUUUUUGCUUGUAUGUGUGCACAGCAGCGCGCACACUGCUUCCUCAGCACAAAGCUUCUCCUGACGAAUAAACUUCUUGGCCGCUAG